Messenger RNA from Diversispora eburnea, 2400 nucleotides. The record is from the annotation of a GenBank genome assembly. NCBI's taxonomy places the organism in Eukaryota, Fungi, Glomeromycota, Glomeromycetes, Diversisporales, Diversisporaceae.
AUGGUGAAAUCUCCGGUUCUUACAUCUUCUAUUCCUUCAAUGAGAAUCCCUGAUUCCGUAAAUCCUCCUAUUCCAGGUGAAAGUCAUCGAUAUUAUGGAAACAUACACAUAAAGCAAGUAAAGCUUCCCUCAAAUAAUCAAUCCCUUCGUGGAACUUCUACAAACUCCACAAAAUAUUCCGACGCAAAUGGUUCGACUGAAGGUGAUUUGGAUAUUCACGAUGCAACCGCUGUCGGAAAAAUGGAUAGAGUGAAAGCUUUACUAGAUCCUCGAGGUUCUGGUGAAACUACCUCUUCUUUUUUAUUGGCUAACGAGGCAAGCUCAUCUUCUGGACUUACUCCCUUACACUACGCUGCUUCGCGUGGUCAUUUAGAAAUUGUAAAAUGGUUAAUCGAUGCUGCUGGUGCUAUCACUGCUUUGUUAAAGGCCUCUUAUAACGGUCAUCACCAUGUGGUAGCGUUUCUUUUGGCAAAACAAGCAAAUGUUCAUCAAGAAGAUAAUGAUGGUUGGACCGCUUUGCAUAACGCUUCUGCCCGUGGUCACUUAAAGAUUGUAAAAUAUUUAUUAGAACACACUGAGGCUGAUGUUGAUGUCAAAAGUGCCAAAGGCCAUACACCAUUAAUGAAUGCCGCUUCAAAAGGACACAUAGAUAUUGUAGAAUGCCUUUUACAGCGUUGGCAAGCAAAUCCUCUUAUUAAAAAUAGUUUUGGUGAAACUGCUUAUGACGUAGCCGCUAUAAGUCAAGAAUUUUAUAUUUGUGAAAUAUUGGAGAAAUCUGAACGUGAUUGGUGGAAAGGGAAGAGAGCAUUACCACAACCAUCUUCAUUUAGUGAUCUUGUACAUUUACCAGCGAUGAAUGAACCUUAUGAUGUUUAUUCUUUCCAUAUAACUGUUCCUGUUGUUAUUCAUGAGAAUCAACGAUCUUCAUCUGUCUUUGGUGGAUUGUCUUCUCUUAGGGGACCUCCCAAAUAUUCAUCAGGUAGUCUUUUGAAAAAUGAUAUUCGCGGAACUUGGUCUCUUCAUCCUAGUGGAACACCUUCUACAAAAGAUGAAGUUCAACUUCCCUCAGGAUCUUCAUCUAUGUCAGUGAUUUCUUCGAAAUCCUCAAAAGAAUCUUGGUGUUGGAUAACUGAAUGGCAAAUUGACUUGGGUUAUCCACGUGUAGAUUCUCAAGGUUGGCAAUAUGCUAAAAGUUUUGAUGAACCCGAUAACUUAUGGUCAGACAUUCCCACAAUAAUUGGUGGUAGUGGUGUUAGGAGAAGAAGAUGGGUAAAAGUAAUGAAACGUUGUAUGGAAUUUAGUAGCAAUGUUGGUCAAUUUUUACAACUUGUAAAUGAGAAUAAUGAUGAUAAACCUGAUUAUUUAAUGAGAGCCGAAGCCAUUAUUAAGAGAGAUCAAGAGAAUGGAAAAGGAAAGGGUCAUAAUGAACUUUCUGUAAAUGAUCAAUUAGCAAAUUAUAAAGAAGCUAUCAACAUUUUACAAAAUGGAAUUAAAACUGAUAUUAAUCCACAGAGAAAACAAGAAUCCACAGCACUCAUGAAUAGUUUCGUACAACAUGCUGAUUAUCUAAAAGGACAUCAAUCAACAAUUGAACCAUAUCGAUUAACAAUGGAAUCGGGAGGAGGGAUUGAGACUCCAGCUGUCCCGGUUAGCCCAAGUUUACAUGAAAUUCCAAUGACUCCUAAUAAUAUUUCAAAACCUCCAUCUCCUAUUCCAAUUAGACUGGAGAGACCUAAAACACCAAAUUCCAAUACAAUUACUUCCUUUAAAGCACCAUCAACUACUAGCUUUGAAACAAUCGAAAGUCCGUGGUCAAAUGUAGUUCAAAGUGAAGAUAUCAGUACUUCUACUCAACCCUCAGUUUAUGAAAGUUCAGUAUCACCGAUUAGAGUUCAUCCUCAAGCUGAGUUAUCUCUAACAAAUGUUCCGGCUCAUUCUUUAACUACACCUGUUGGUAAAUGGGAAAGUGAUCAAGACGUUAAUGAAUGUCGUCGAUGUCGUAAAAGAUUUGUUGUCUGUGAUCGAUGCUCAACUGCCCGAGUUCCCUUACCCUCGUCUCAAGUACUUUCUGAAUCAUCGACAGGAAACGGGUUAAAUACAAACCAAACCACACAGUAUGUUCGUGUGUGUGAUUUAUGUUUUGGUUCUUCGCGUCAACUUUCCAACAGUUCAACUUCAACUUCGUUGAUUUCUGUGGGAGGAGGAUCCUCGCCAAAUCUUAAUAGUAGACGCUUGAGCAACAGUUCUACAAUGACCGACUGUCCAGUUUGUAAUUAUCAAUUAAGUCAACUUCCCAAGCAUAAGCAAGAAGAACACGUCAAAAGUUGUUUCGAGGAUAAGAAUGGAAAUAGCGUUAACAGUAUUAAAUAUGUGGGUGAGCAAUUUUACAAAACGGUGUAA